Molecule: messenger RNA, 1106 nt
Organism: Beta vulgaris subsp. vulgaris (sugar beet)
Lineage: Eukaryota; Viridiplantae; Streptophyta; Magnoliopsida; Caryophyllales; Amaranthaceae
Exons: 5
Coding region: 490-897 (135 amino acids)
Source: RefSeq, a predicted model, not a curated record
UUCUCAGACCCACCUAAACCCUCGUUCUCUCUCUCGAGUCUUCCCAUCUCAAAAACCAUUCUCUCUGUCCCUGAAAGGCUGAAAUCCCCUUUCACUCUCAGACCUCUUCCCUCUUCCCUCUCUCUCUACACAUCUUGGUGCGGUGUUGCUGUUGUUCGUGUUGUGUUUCUGCUUGCCGGAGAUGCGUUGUCGCUCUAUACUCUUGCCUUGAAGCUGCUGCGUGGCUGUGGUGGUGCUGCCACCGUCUCGCCUCCAGGCCGACGUUUUGUUCCCGUCUCUCCUCACCUUGCUUCCGCCACUUGUGGUGGUUGUUCAAGCAAACCUUAAACCUUAAAUGUAGCGUUUCAAAAUUCAAAUUACUCCAUCCUGCCGACCGGUGACCACUAGUGUUGUGCCGACCGCUGCUUACGACACCGGCACCGACGCACCCGCACCCGGUAGCCUUCUCCCUCUUCUCUAUUGUGAGAUUGCAACUCUUGAAGAGUGUAGAUGAGUACGAAGGAGGAGCCACCACCAUCGCUGCCUAAACUGAUGACACUUAAUAAGGGUCUUAAGUUGGCUCAGCAGUGGGUUAAAAAUAUGCCUGGAGAUCUGGAGGAGGUAGAGGACGUGGAAGUGGAAGGCAGGCCUUCUAGGCUUGGUCUUGGAGCAAAAGUUCCACGUAAAUCUCAUGUUGGACCUUUUAAUGAUCCUGUUGAAAGAAGAUUGCAUAAGAAGUUUGGUGCAGGGAGAAAGAAAUCUGCUGCUGAUGACGAUUCCAUUCUGUCUGCGAAGAAUGAAAUAGAUAUUGAUGACGAGGAUGACGAUGAAAAUUUAGACAGUAGAACUAAUGCUUUUGCCAAAAAGAGAGCUGCUCCUCUCAACUUAACACCCCAAGCAAAAAAGAAAUUUAAGUAACUUAAAAUAUAUGUUCGCCCCAUGUUCUAUCGUUAAUUUCUUUUUUUUUUUAAAAAAUGUAUUUCUCCGAUGAUAAUUAUUGAUGCGAACUCUUUGGUCAACUUGCAUGACCCUCCGGCCUCCGUUGGAGGUGAACCUAAGGAAAGUUACCUGAUGGCCCAUUUUUUAUGUGAUAAUAAGUGGUGGUAAGAGUCAUGAAUUUAUAGGUA